AAAUAACACGAAAAAGGACUAGUUUGAGCUAACCCCUUCAUCGAAACUCGCCUGCUUCUGCUAUACAGGGAGUAUUUGCGUAGGAGAAUAAACGGUGGUUUCCGCGCCGAGACCUCCAUGCGGCUGUUGGCGGAACAGCCAGCCGCCUCUCUCGGUUAGCCAUCAGGGAUCUCAGUUUAAUAUCUCACCGUGCAGAGACUCGCCCUCUCUCUCCCCCUCUCUCUCACUGGCUAGCCCAGAACCUCCGACGACCGAGCUCGGAGAACCCGCCUUCUUGCCCUCGCUUAAACGCUUUUGGAUCGAGGGAAGGGAGUCUGCGACGCCCUGGUUUUAGUUUUAAGCUCCGUUUCUCUGUGUUUGCAGUGCGCCAUUGGACCUUGUCACGGUAGGUUUCCUUGUAGAGCAGAGCUGAAGCAUGGCGGACCUGGAGCUGUUUGUCGCGCCAGAGAAGCUACUCAGCCGCGGUUUGUUAACAUGUUUCCUCGGAGCUUUAGCUAACCAUUUUAGAUGCCGUUUAAUGCUACAAUACUGCAACCAGAACUGUAAGCAGCUACGGUUAAAACUGAAUCGUGGUUUAAAAAAAAAAAUCAGUUUGACGCGAUAACAUUUGCCCGUAAAAAAACAUUUUCCGUUUUCUUCUUUCUUCCUGAGCCUCCGCAAGACUUUCCAGCCACCACGAUAUUUACGGGCAUUUCUACAAUUUGUUACUAAUCCAUCUACGCUGUCCACCAUUUAAAUUAGCUGCUUUUUUUUUAAUUAAAGGCAGCUAAAUAAAAACCGUUACGUGAUUUAGAUGAUUGGUUGUAAACAGCAGCUAAUGUUAAUGUGGUCCAGGUCUACUGUGCAGGACACGAAAUUGUUCUUAGAUGCCAAAAAGCCCAAAGCCUUGUAUUAAAUAACCUUUAAAAAGGCAUAGCUAAUAAUAUUUAAAAGAAAAUGUCCCAAUUUUAGCCGCAUUCGGUGUGUCAAAUCGUCCUUGCUCGUGUAAUGCCUCAACACUCAAAUUUAUAUCACGCAUAUUGUCAUAAUAAUUAAAUUUAAGGUAGAUUUUAUGUUUCAAGAGUUUCUUAUAUACAAUGUGGAGGUUAUUUAGUUACAUAAAUGGUGAAAUCGAUCGUUUAAAUGUAGCUAGGUCACACGGUUGACACCACAUUGAGCUGGGGCCAUCAAGGACAAGAUGAACAACGAGCAGCCGCCAUCAUUGGAACACAGCUCGGUUACGCCUCGCUGAAGAAUGCUCUGGAUUUUGCUAGCAAAUCCCACUCUGAAACGCCUGAAACGUGAAUAAAAACGGCCUGCAGAUAACCUUAAAACACAUUUAUUUACUGUAAACGAAUGUUAUUUUCGAUUUCAUCGCUCCGGUCUCAGUUAACACUACGAGGAGAAGAUUAUAGGUUUUGCGUGGCGGAGCUAGAUCAGCGCCCAACGGUGAUGAGGCGCCUCUGUCGAGUGGCGCAUUUGGCUGCAGUGCUUCCAAGCUACCAUUCCCCUUUCUCGGAGACCGAAAGCAGAUCCCUCGUCCGUGGUCAGCUGGUCGCCUACAGCUGCCCGUCCGUCCACGUCCAUUCGCUUCCUCCUUCCGUGGAUCCUCCCCAACCUCAGCUCCGACAGAAAAUCCUCCAUUACUGAGCGGACCAGGCGAGAAAAUGGUCGCUCCUGUGUGUCCACGAUACUUUUGUUGUGGAAUAAGGACAGUACUAAUACGCCAAAUUCCGGUUGGCAAAAUUUGCUCGACGGAGACUCCUGUUGUCGUAGCUAGAUGUGCUAGUUGAAGCCCUCCGCAGUGUUAUUUGAGAUUUGAAGCCGUCACAAGCAAUAGCCUAUGUCUCACCAUGUAGCGUAAACGUUUAAGGGGCGGUGUAAUGAACAUAAACCAUUAUGUCGAGCCAAAUUUAAAUUUAACGACUUUGACUCGUCAUUAUUACUUUUAUAUGAAGAAUUAGCCACAUUAAUUGAUCCAAGACAGAAUAUCCGCAAAUGAAUGGAGAAAUGGAGGCAACGACACAAGACCAAGUAUGGGCGCAGGAUGACCUUUUAAGACUGCUGGAGGCCAUGAAAGUGGCUCUUCCACAGAAAGACCUGACUAAAUACAAAACAUCAGAGUCCCACCUGGACUGGCAGAAAGUUGCUUUCAAUUCCUACACAGCUGAGAUGUGCAAGCAGAAAUGGCAGGAGGUGUCGAAAGAGAUUCGUAAAUUCAGGACCCUGACAGAAUUGAUAGUUGAUGCUCAAGACUACAUAAAGAACCCAUACAAGGGCAAGAAAAUAAAGAAACACCCAGAUUUCCCCAAGAAGCCUUUGACUCCAUACUUCCGUUUCUUUAUGGAGAAGAGGGCCAAGUAUGCAAAGCUGCACCCUGAGAUGAGCAACCUGGACCUCACUAAAAUCCUAUCUAAGAAGUAUCGGGAGCUGCCUGAUAAAAAGAAGAAAAAAUAUGUUGACGACUUCUUACGAGAUAAGGAAACAUUUGUUCAAAGUAUGAUGAAGUUCAGGGAAGAGCAUCCAGACCUGGUGGAGAGCAUGGCCAAAAAAGGCUCAAAUGUACCAGAAAAGCCCAAGACGCCCCAACAGUUGUGGUACAACCACGAAAAGAAGGCCUUCCUCAAGCUGCACCCUGAUGCGACCACCAAAGACAUCAAAGAUAGUCUUGGCAAACAGUGGACGCAGCUUUCUGACAAAAAGAGGCUCAAAUGGAUCACCAAGUCGCUGGAACAGCAGAAGCAGUAUGAGGAGACGAUGCGUGAAUACAUCCAACAGCAUCCGGAGUUAAAUAUGACUCAGGAAGACAUCGUAAAGUCCACCCUGACCAAGGCAGAGAGGCACCUGAAGGACAAAUCUGACGGCCGUCCUGACAAACCUCCUCCAAACGGUUACUCGAUGUUCUGUGCGGAGCUAAUGUCGAGCAUGAAGGACGUUCCCAGCACAGAGCGUAUGGUGAUGUGUAGUCAGCGGUGGAAGCUGCUAAAGCAGGGUGAAAAGGACGCCUACCAAAAACGCUGCGAACAGAGGAAAAAAGAGUAUGAAAUUGAGAUGAACAGAUUUCUCAGUAGUAUAUCAGAGGAGGAGCAGCAGCGGGUCUUGGGUGAGGCGAAGACUGGUUUUAAGAAAAGCACUGGAGCCAAUAGUCCCGCAUCUAAAAAGAAAAACUCUAAAGCAAACGCAAAUCCAGAAAAACCCAAAAGACCCAUUUCAGCCAUGUUCAUAUUUGCUGAGGAGAAACGUCCCAAACUGCAGCAGGAGCGGCCAGACCUCGCUGACAGUGAGAUCACAAGACUUCUUGCUCGCAUGUGGAACGAGCUGCCAGAUAAGAAGAAGGAGAAGUUUAAGCGCUUAGAAUCGGUGUUGAAGGCAGAAUCGGAGAAGAAGGAAAAAGAGGACCGCAGUCGACUCCCAGAUCCGCCCAAAAAUGCACAAGACAUCUGGCAGCAGAGUGUUAUAGGCGACUACCUGGCCAGAUUUAAGAACGACCGGCCAAAGGCACAGAAAGCAAUGGAAGGAACCUGGAGCACCAUGGAGAAAAAAGAGAAGAUUAUGUGGAUCAAAAAGGCAGCAGAAGACCAGAAAAGAUAUGAGAGAGAAGUAAGUGAGAUGCGCUCGCCUGCUGCUGCCAUUGCCUCAGGGAAGAAGAUGAAAUUUGAGGGUGAACCCAAGAAACCGCCAUCAAAUGGAUAUCAGAAGUUCUCUCAGGAGAUGCUGUCCAAUGGAGAGCUGAAUCAUCUCCCAAUGAAAGAGCGGAUGGCUGAGAUUGGCAGCCGCUGGCAGAGGUUACCACUGAAGGAAAAGGACCGCUACAAGAAGAUUGCUGAGGAGAAGCAAAGGCAGUACAAAGUCCAACUGGAACAGUGGCUCGCUAGUUUGUCUUCGCAAGAGAGAAACACUUACAAAGAAUAUAAUUCACAAAAAAGAAGAACUACAGCAAAACCAGGAGGCCCCAAGGCAAAGGCCAAGAAAUCUGAUACGGAGGAGGACGAGGAUGAUGACGACGAUGAGGAGGAUGACGACGACGAUGAGCAGGAGAAAGCUUCCAGUGAAGGCGACUCUUCCAGUGAGGACGAUGAGGAUGAUGAUGACAAGGAGGAGGACGACGACGAUGAAGACGACGAAGAGGACGACGAAGCAGACGACAAGGAGAACAAGUCGGAGGACAGCAGCAGUGAGUCGAACUCACAGGGGUCGUCAGACUCUGAUUCAGACUGAAACGCGCCAUCACUGACAAACUGAGCAGCGCUGAGCUGAGCCAAGAGUCCAGGGAGCUCUGCCACUGUGCCAACCCUGCUCUCCUCCCACCACCAGAGGGAGCCCCUGCAUUGCCUCAUCCAUUUCACACUCACCCACUUUAUGUUGCUGCGCUGGCGAUCUGUACAGAAGGAGAGACCCUGCCCCUAUCUGGAAAUCAGUUCAAUUCCAUCCCCAGCGCAGUAGUCAUCUCACAGCACGGGCCACUGACAGUAUGCCAAAAACAGCAUCCCACUGGUUUGGUGAUGUCAUGAACAUUUCUGCACUGGUUUCAAUCUUGACUUGCAGCUUCAGUGGUUUAAGGUUAGAGUUUUAAUGUGUUGGGUAAUUGAUUACCCGUUCAGUCUUUUAUUUUUGUUAUUCCGAUGAUUAGUUAAGGACAGGUGGCUUGAGUUGUGAACAGGCUGAGCCAAAGAACACAGUACGGUGGAUCACCUGAAGGUGGGCAGGGGGGAGGGUAUGCGGGGUACUGGAAAAUUGCACUCUACAAAAAAUUUUCGUUUAAUCUUUUUUUUUUUUUUUUUUUUUU
Haplochromis burtoni (Burton's mouthbrooder) is the source of this 4765-nucleotide messenger RNA. RefSeq names its product upstream binding transcription factor (gene ubtf). The transcript has 21 exons. The record is from RefSeq and is a predicted model, not a curated record. The coding region runs from base 1978 to 4197 and encodes 739 amino acids. NCBI's taxonomy places the organism in Eukaryota, Metazoa, Chordata, Actinopteri, Cichliformes, Cichlidae.